GACUGCCUGCGCAGGCCGAGCGAGUGAGCGGGGCCGCAGCCGGCGGGCAAAGGAGGCUCUAGCGGGCGUCCCUGGGAGCCGUGAGAAGGGCGGGCCAGGGGAGGGCGGGAGAGGGGAGCGAAGCGGCAGCGGGUGCCGACGCUCGGCAGCGCGGCUCUCGCAGCUCCACCGCCGGUGGCCACGCCGCACACCCACAAGCGGCUCUAAGGGAGGCAUAGGCCUCCCCAUCCUGCGGAGGGGACCGGGACAGGCUCGUGAUCGCCCUUCUCGGAGCGCCCGCCCCAGUCCCCGGCCUUUGUGUGGUGCAAGAGCUGCUCCAGGCUCCCCGAGCAGGACCGCGGGCAGCCCGCAGAAGUUCACAGCAGCCGGAUGCCCUAGGCCGGCACAUACUUUUGUUCCUAAAGGAGGAAACGGUGAGGUCUGUCCACUGAUGCCUGAGUAACAUCUUACUAAACAUUCAUGAAGACAUGCAGUAAUAUCCAGUAAGGCCCAAAACCCAACUUUUUGCUGGUGGGUAAAACACUGGAUUUUUGUUAGAAAUUCUGCAAGAGUGAUACUACCAGUAAAGAUGUCAUACUUCAUGAAAGGAGUUAAAUGUUGCAGUCCUGUGAAUCAGAUGCACAAAGGAACAGGAACUCUGUUAAAGAACAUACUGGGCAUCACCGAACAACAGUUCAAAAUUUCACAUGCAGCUUCCCAGCUUAGUUCUGAAAAGGCAAACUGUUAUAAUUAUGUCAUUGUUGGAGCUGGAUCAGCAGGGUGUGUAUUAGCCAACAGAUUGACAGAAGACCCUCUCAGUACUGUACUACUUUUGGAAGCAGGCCCUAAAGAUACUCUUCUAGGUAGUAAAAGACUGAUGUGGAAGAUUCAUAUGCCUGCUGCAUUAACAUACAACCUCUGUGAUGAGAAAUAUAACUGGUAUUACCACACAACAUCACAAAAGCAUCUGGAUAACCGAAUUCUAUACUGGCCCCGUGGGAGAGUGUGGGGUGGCUCUUCUUCUCUCAAUGCAAUGGUAUACAUUCGUGGGCAUGCAGAAGAUUAUAAUCGAUGGAGCAGAGAAGGGGCUAUAGGAUGGGACUAUGAGCACUGCUUGCCCUAUUUUAAGAAGGCACAGACACAUGAACUGGGGCCAGAUCAGUAUAGAGGUGGAAAUGGACCCCUGUAUGUGUCAAGAGGGAAAACAAACCAUCCUCUUCAUCAUGCAUUCCUGGAGGCAACCCAGCAAGCUGGGUAUCCCUUCACAGAUGAUAUGAAUGGCUACCAGCAAGAAGGAUUUGGCUGGAUGGACAUGACUGUGCACCAAGGUCAAAGAUGGAGCACAGCUAGUGCUUACCUUCGCCCAGCCAUAUCACGCCCAAACCUGUCAGCUGCAGAGAGGACACUAGUAACAAAAAUCUUGUUUCAAGGAACAAAAUCCAUUGGUGUUGAGUAUGUGAAAAAUGGGCAAAAGAAAAAGGCUUUUGCCAGUAAAGAAGUUAUUUUAAGUGGAGGUGCCAUAAAUUCUCCACAGCUGCUUAUGUUGUCUGGGAUUGGCAAUGCAGAUGAUCUAAAAAAACUGGGGAUCCCUGUUGUUUGCCACCUUCCUGGAGUAGGCCAGAAUCUUCAAGAUCAUUUAGAAGUGUACAUCCAGCAAAAGUGCACCAAACCUAUUACACUAUACAAUGCACAAAAGCCAGUUAACAUGGUGAGAAUUGGUCUAGAAUGGCUUUGGAAGUUUACAGGUGAGGGAGCGACUGCCCACUUAGAAUCUGGUGGGUUUAUCCGAAGUGAACCAGGGGUUCCUCACCCUGACAUUCAGUUCCACUUUCUCCCAUCUCAGGUGAUUGAUCAUGGUCGGGUUGCUUCCACAAUGGAAGCUUACCAGGUCCAUGUGGGACCCAUGAGGAGCACGAGUGUGGGCUGGCUAAAGCUGAAGAGUACAGACCCAAAUGACCAUCCCAUCAUUGAGCCUAACUACAUGUCAACAGAAAGAGAUAUUUGGGAAUUCCGCCAGUGUGUCAAGUUGACCAGAGAGAUCUUUGCUCAGAAAGCUUUUGAAAAAUUUCGGGGUCCUGAAAUUCAACCAGGAAACCAUGUUCAGUCUGACAAAGAAAUAGAUGCUUUCAUAAGGCAGAAGGUAGACAGUGCUUAUCAUCCUUCCUGCACCUGUAAAAUGGGUCAGCUUUCAGACAGCAGUGCUGUAGUCGAUCCCCAAACAAAAGUUAUUGGUGUUGAAAACUUAAGAGUAGUAGAUGCUUCAAUAAUGCCUAGUAUUGUAACUGGAAAUUUGAAUGCCCCAACUAUUAUGAUAGCAGAGAAAGCUGCAGAUAUAAUUAAGGGCCUCCCAUCGCUUCAGGAGAAGAAUGUUCCUGUAUAUAAGCCUAAGACCUUGGAAACACAGAGAUAAACAAAUGUUCUCACCCCCUAGAUCUUUUGCUACUUAAGCUUUCAUCAGCACAUUGGUGUCUCAUACUGAACACACCAACAAAAUAAAUACCAUGCAAAACAAUGUAUCCUUUUAAAAUAACAGUUUGAACCAUUCUCUUCUCUAGCUAUUCUUUUUUUUUUUUCUUUUCUGAUCAGGUGGCUUAAGCAGCUUAUUUUAUUUAACAGGGAUGGGGCAUUCACAACUUCACUGAGCAACCUGUGCCAGUGCCUCACCACCCUCACAGUAAAGAACUUCUUCCUAAUGUCUAAUCUAAAUCUCCCCUCUGUCAGUUUAAAGCAAUUCCCCCUUGUCCUGUCGCUACAUGUCCUUGUAAAAAGUCCCUCUCCAGCUUUCUUGUAGGCUCCUUUUAGGUACUGGAAGGCUGCUCUGAGGUCUCCCUGGAGUCUCUCUUCUCAGUGCUGAACAACUCCAGCUCUCUCAGCUUGACUUCAUAGGAGAGGUGCUCCAGCCCGCAGAGCAUUUUCGUGGCCUCCUCUGGACCUUUUGUGGUACAAUUAAAAUCUUUUGUAGAAGAGAAGCUAUUUCUAAAUGACAAGACAGUUGUGCACAUAAACCAAAACUACCGUGCAAUAUCAUGAGGAAUAGGAGAGAUUAAUGUGUGCUAUUAUAGUAUGCCUUGUUAUUUAAAGGAAGGACUUUGGCUGCUGUGAGAGUGUUACCCAGGAUAACAGCUAGUCAGUAAUCCCCACAUCCUGCAAAGAAAGGUUAAGUAAGCAUUUAUACAAUUUCAUAUUCACAGGCCAAACUAGUUCAUAUCAGAAUUAACAGGAGAGAGAGGAACCUGCAUGUGUUCAGGAUUUGUCAAAUGUGGGGUUUUUUUUUUUAUGAAGGAAUGUACAGUUUACACAUCCUCACUGAAAAUCAGACUUCACCAAACCUAGGAGUCUGAAUUGUAUCGUAUUCAGAAAGAAGACAUAUAUAAGUUACCAGAAACUUACUUUCCUGAAAAAUGUAGAACAGGGCCUGAUAUUUAUAUUUUUUGUUAUAUAUACAGAAUUUGUAUAUUCGUUAUAUUAUCUUCAGAUGUGUAUAGCAAGAUAUAAGAUCAUUCAUGGCUGUUUUCAUGGCUGCUUUCUAUAUCAAUCUAACUUUCAAGUACUGAUUUAAAAAAAAAACAGACAAACAAAAGCAAACAACUAAAGAAACUGAGCUCAUUGACUGAAAUUGAAUCCAUUGAAUUGUUUGGAUUUAUUAAGUAUUCUAAAAUAACUUGUGACUAAGCAGCUGUCAAAUUUUAAAAGCAAAAGCUUCUGUAGUCUAAGAUUGCUCAGGACUUGAGCUAAACAGAAUAAACUUUUUUUUUCCCAGGGAAGAAAGGUGGAAUUGUACAACAUUUGAGCAGAUCGUAAAAAAAGCUUGCUGACUCAGGUGUUGGCUAGAGGGACAACUGCAGAUGUUUAAGGCAGAUACUUCUACCUGGUGCUGCUUGCUGUAAGGCAGUGGUUGGAAGCCCUGCUGCUAACUGAGGGAAAGGACUUAAUUCAUUAGAGCAUCUGCAUAAAGAUAAACAAAAUUAGUGAGGAUGGAAGAUGAUAGCAGUGAACUAUGCUCCAAAAGGAGACAGGUAAAACCUUUCUAUCUAUGUGAUGCAUUCUUUUGGAAUGAGGGGAAGAGCAAGAAUAUUUUAAGUAAUAGGUGAUUGAAUAACUGUUAAUGAGAUAAUUCAUCUCAUACAGCUGUGCUGUAAUGAGACAAUUCAUUUCAGACAGCUGUGCAUUUGAAGAAAGCGUAUACUGUGAAUGGUGUACCUGUUUAUGGCAAAUAGUUUUUAUUCAGCACCUGUGCUUUUGAGAUUUUCACUUAAAGGUAUUCAGUAGGUAUCUUAGUGUCAUUUGAAUAUAAAGUAUUAGAAUACUCAGAGUAAUAUAUACUGAUGAGACUUACCACAGUCCUGUGCAGCUGAAAGGGGAUGCAAUUUGGAAAGAUGGAAUACUGAAGUUCCUGCAUUUGCAGAUGUACAACUUGAAUUUCCAUUCUAGGCAUGCAGGAUGGGAAUUGUUACUAUGCAACUGCAGAGAAUUAACUAGCCACUGUCUUGCAUAACGUAUCUCUGAACAUGCACAGAGCUAUCCUCUGCCAUUAUGAAAAGCUCUAAAAAGAUGAGGACAUAGCAAAGUUAGAUAUACACCCCAAACCGCGUGUGUGUUUGUGUUCAGGUACACAUUGCCCCAUCGUGCAAUCAUCAGAUUAAUCAGGCAUUUCUUCUGAAACAUCACCAUCUUUUCUUGGAGUUCUAAACAUACAUAGACACCAUGCAGAUUCCUCUCUUUCUAAACACUUGAAUAUUUUCGCUGCUGUGAACUGCAGUUGCUUUAUUAAUUUAGGCCUCACUAGACAUGCUAUAGAAUGUUGAGGCUUCACAUGACAUUCCUUUGAUGCAGUGCUAAAGAAAUAGCUCAUGUAUUUGAAAGCUUUGUUGCCCCAGGGAAGUCUUUAGGUAGCAUCAAGCUACCAUUAGUUUCUCCUGCAUUGGACCUGGUUGCUGAUAGUGAAUUCCUGUUAAAAUUGUUCUUACUUCUAGCUGAGUCAAGUCUGCUAAGGGAUACUUAGAACAGGUACAAGGUAUUCUAAUAUGCUCUGUGGAGCACUGGCAGUCUGCUAGGUAAAAUUAACCAUCUUUUACACCAUACGGGAUUGCAGAACACAGGCUCAUAAUUCCAGAGUUUGACUUACUUAACAAAAUAAUACAGUGUGCAAUUGAAUAUUAUUCCCAGUUCUACCCAGAUAUUUUUUAUGUAAAUGCAGAGAUGAUACUACAUAAUGUAUUCAAAACCAGUUAACUGUAAAAGCUGUUUGAUGUAAGAAUUUGGAAGUUACUAGACCUGCCAGCAUGGCUUGAACCAGCAACGGUACUGCGAGUGAGCACACCAGCAUUUCCAUGGUAAUAGCUUGCUGCAGAUGCUUCAGACACAGUUGGAGGUCUCUGGCUGGAGACAAUGAGAUUAAGAAAGAAAAGUGACCAAAGUGUUUCUUUUGUACACAUAUUUCAAUUCAAGGUGCUUUUAAAAGGCAGCAGAAAAUAGCAGCAUUUAUAAAACUGCAUUACAUUUAAUUCAUGUAAUGCCACUCAAGGUUUUGUACACCAGAACUUUUGAUGUUUCUGCAGCUUAAGAUCCUUUCCAAGUGUCUUAUUUCAGUUAGGCUGCAACCAAAUGAGGCAGCUAUAUAAACACUGAAGAACUGGAAAGGGGGCUUGGAACAUGCAUUUUCUGUAAAAUAAACAUACAAAACAUAUUUUGAGGACUAGUAAAAGCAUUUAAGCAUUUUUAAAAAUUACAGUUAAAAUGAAAAGUUACUGCAGAGAGAACCCAAGUGUAUGUUAUUACAGCGUUACAGUUUUUAGUCUCUAUUCUUCUGUCAUCCAAGCUCUAAAAACGAGACACUGUUCAAAUAGGAAUAUAUUUUACAUAUUCACUUGUUCAGUGAAUUUGCUUCAUGGUAAAAGACUUAGCAAUUUUUAAUUCUUUACUAAUGUUUUCCGUCAUUAUAUACAUAUACAAACAAAUCUGAAAACUCAUGAAAUAUGCUUUAAAUGUUGAGAUAACAUCUAGUUUUUGUAUUGAGUAAUUAUUAUGAUUGGCAGUAUUUUAAGGAUGCCAAUUACCAUGUAAUUGUGAGUAUAUUGAUUACUUUUUUGAUAUACUUAUAAAAUUGAACAGGUAUUCUAUGUAUCCAUAUAUAUAUAUGUUUUCCUUUAAACCUUAACUAUACAGAACAUGGUUUGUAACUCAGUUUCCUUUAUUACUUGGCAUUUUUUAAGGACUAUUUUCUCAUAAAAUAGCAUAUCUGCCCUAAAGAGUCUCUCAUCAGACUACUGAAUGCUGAGGACUAACAAUACUGGCAAGAAAAUACAGGGAAGUCAGCAUAAUGUUUUCUGUCUCAUCAGAAAAAUGAUUGUCACUCAGCUCCAUUUGCCAAAUUUGAUGUGCUAUCAGAAGUCCAUGCAGUUAAGUAACCUGGUCUGGGAUUUUUUUUUGCCUCCUCAUUUUUCAGUGUUCAAUUUCAGUUGCCUUAAGGGUGGUUUUCAGAAGUGGGUACACCACAGUAGCUGGAAGUGAAAACUACUCAUUUCAGAGUGACAGCAGAUCCAGAAGGCUCUAUUUUGGUCUCCUAAAGUUUGUUUCUGUAAGGUGGGAAAGUGUAACAGAGUGACUUACUACUGCAUAACCUACCCAAGUGUUUGCUGGCAGACAGCAUGAAAGAUUUGUUUUGACAUUUUAGGGGAUUUUGGUCAGAUUUUCCUCAUUGUUUCCAAAGAUCUGUAACUAGCGAAAUAAUAAUCUCCUAGAUAGCAGGGGAGUAACAGUAACCUUUUCCAUAGGAACACUAUAAUCACUUCAUAUCUGUGUGGUUAACAGCAAUCAUUCAUAAAAGACUGGCACACUAUGAUAAUGUAGACUGAUGACUAUAUCCCACACAUUCUCAUCCGUUCUCCAAACAGUGCAAAGAGAUUUUACUUUUGGAGCUUCUUAGUGAAAAACUAUUAGUAAAAGGAGUCCCAAGUAUAAUAAAAUUAUUACACAGUUUUAUUUUGAAGAACAUUUUGCAUUUGUUUUAAUACAAAAUGAUGUAGGUCAAGAAAUAAUUUACAAACCUUGAAGUUCUUAUCCUGGCAUUUGAAAUAAGAAUGAUUUCAGAGGAAGUCUGUAAGCUAUUCAUAGGAAACUGUCAUUAUGUACAAAAUGUUUAUUGACAUGUUUUAAACAUCACAUUUGUAAAAAUGUGAACUGGAUUGCUAUCUAGCAUAUGAUCUACAGGUAAAACCUGAUAAGAUAACUUGUUAGAACAAGUCUUUGUUAUCCAGUGCUAACAAAAUAGACAGUAGCUUUCAGUGUUUUUUGAUUUUCCUCCAAGGACAUUUCAGCCUCAAAGUCAUUUCAGGGUUUUACUGCAUUGUGAACAAUAUCUAAGCCCUCUCUUGGUUGCAUAAAAAUAAAUCUUUGAAAUAGGACACACAGAACAACAGAAAGGUAGAGGCAAUAGUGUACUACUUAUAUCAAGGUUUUUGGUUCUGUGAAGAAUCAUUUUAUCAUAUUUCUUCUCUUUCCAAGCAGAGUAAGUACUACUGAAGUAAACCAUUUUCAUUUACCUGUGAAAUAAAUUUCUGCCCGAGAUGCUUUCUGUCAAAGUAGGGUAUAUGGAUAACAUACUUUGUCAAAAUGAAUUGUCUCAUGACCAGUAAUAUCCUGGCAUGAACUUGCCAAUUUUUUUUAGGAUUUUAAUGCUUAUUUUUACCAUGGAAUUAAUAAAAAAAUAAAAUUAGAGCUUGGUUUUCAAUCAAAAUGUUAAAAUAACAUAAAUAUUAUACCUUUCCAAGUAUAAGAUUGUAAAUAGUCAACUGUGCAUCCCUUAUGCAAAGAGAUUCAUUUGACUCAAUUAGGUAAUUAAAAAAAAAAAAAAAAUCUCUUCUGUUGCCAAGUUCAAACUUGACACUUUAUCCCAAAAAGAGAUUUACACUGAGAGAGGUGGCUCUAUUUAAAUAUUUAUGCUAUAGAUCUAUAUAUUCCAAGUAAAAAUACUUCUAUCUAGAAUUCUGUGGAGAGUUACAAUAAUUAGGGUCCAUAAAUAUUGCUGCAGUUCAAUUACGGUACAAUAAUUACAAAAUAUAGAACAUCUCUUUACAAAUACAAAUCAUUGUAUAUUACAAUUCAUUUACAAUAAUUUCUACUAUAUAAUUUUUAGCAAACUAUCUUAUCUAAUUCUACUAUAACCUGGUUGCAAGUGCAUUAGUAAGAAUGCAUUUAUUCCAGUAUAUUUUGCCCUUAACGUGAUAGUCAUAAAACAGACUAUCUGAAUGAUAUUUUCCUAUGUAAACUGGUGUUACAUAUGACAGAUUACUCUUUAUAUAACUUCUUUUUCCAUCGAUCUCUAACAGGUAGAGCAUGACAAACUGUAUUUUAGAAGAGCAUUAAGAAAAGAAAUCAGGAGGCAAAUUUGAAAACAACUUUAGAAUGGAUAUGCAAUGGGUAGCUGAUAUGCUAUUGAGUACUGAGGUAAUGACAUUGUUGGUUGUCAUCACUCAUCUCUUGUUGCUAUUUCCCACACAAUUUUGUGCCAGACUUACACAGACGUUUUCAUUGACAAAACCCUGCUCUACUAGGAAGGACAGCAGCACAAGGUUGAAAGACAGGCAAGAUAUUACACCUCAGAAUCCCACUCUAGCCCUCAAAAAACCUGAUUGUCACAAUCUGCUUGGGUUCAAAAUAACCUCAUUCCUACAGAGGAACUGAAGAUUCUGUGGGAGGAGACGACGUCCUGCAGCUCUGAUCACAUUUCGGCAACCUGGAGAUAAUAAAUUUAUUGGUUAUGGCUUC
This is a messenger RNA of Strigops habroptila (Kakapo), 8745 nucleotides long. It is a transcript of the gene CHDH, whose product is annotated as choline dehydrogenase. The transcript is spliced from 9 exons. Gene Ontology annotation, molecular function: flavin adenine dinucleotide binding; choline dehydrogenase activity. NCBI's taxonomy places the organism in Eukaryota, Metazoa, Chordata, Aves, Psittaciformes, Psittacidae. Gene Ontology annotation, cellular component: mitochondrial inner membrane. The coding region runs from base 569 to 2389 and encodes 606 amino acids. The record is from RefSeq and is a predicted model, not a curated record.